Messenger RNA from Mucor mucedo, 2859 nucleotides. RefSeq lists its product as uncharacterized. The record is from RefSeq and is a predicted model, not a curated record. The transcript is spliced from 10 exons. Lineage: Eukaryota; Fungi; Mucoromycota; Mucoromycetes; Mucorales; Mucoraceae. Gene Ontology annotation, biological process: signal transduction. Bases 68 to 2707 code for a protein of 879 amino acids.
AAAAAAAAAAAAAAAAAAAAAAAAUACCACCUUAUUUUUUUUUUUUUUUUUUUUGGUUACAACUUCAAUGGACUCUUAUUAUGAAAAUGCUGAUAACCUAAUUGGAGAAGAAUGCGAAGACCCUCAUUGUCACGGGUGUCAGAAACCUAUUGAAGAUGGCUCAGUUGUCCAGUUUGGUGAUGGUAUCUGGCACUUUGAGUGCUUCCGUUGUGCUAAAUGCCAAAAAUUAGUAGAAUGCUAUAGCAACUUGUUAUUGUUAAGAGAUGGAAGUCCCAUUUGUGAAGAUUGUUCUUACAGUUGCCACGCUUGUUUUAAAACCAUCAAGGAUGAGGCUAUCAUGACAGGUGAUGAAGCUUAUCAUGCGGAUUGUUUUCGUUGUGUCCAAUGUAGUAAAAAAAUUGACGAUCUUGUGUUCACACAAACAAGCAAGGGUAUAUAUUGUACAAAGUGUCACGAAACAAGGAAAUUACUGCGGCUGAAGCGACGAGACGAACGGAACAACAACAAAUCUGCAGCAGAAAAUAAGCUAGUACGUCCUAAUCCUGCAUUCCGAAUCUCAUCCACUACUUCUAUCGUCAAUGCCUAUAUCGAUGAACACACAAAGACACCCAUACUAGAAUCUAACGACAUCACGGAAUUGAAUGAAAUGUUAAUGACUAGAAAUAGCGAAGAAACCAUCCGAAACUCUGUCGAAGUCUCUCCUAGAUCCGAUUAUGAUUCAUCCUCUGACGACACCACACGAGCACUCCGUCAAGAGUUGGCUGAUACGAAAGCACGUCUCUCUGAAGUAGAAAAUAAAUUCGUCAAGAUCAAGACUAUCAGUAGAAGAGCACUGGAUGAAUUUAGAACGGUUAAAGACAGUUAUGCUUCUGAAGUUAGUGCCAGAAGAGACGCUGAACAGCUUAACGUAAGGCUCAAGAGCGAAAUCAACUUUUAUCAGCACGCUUCUGUCUUUAGCGCUCAAAAAUUUGUCGAUUACAGUAAAGAUGAAAUUGAGGAUCUCAAUCAGUCACGCGCAGAUCUAGAACAGAUAUGCCAUGAGCUUCGAGCCGAAAGAAACAGUCUGGUCGAAGAACUCGAACGUCAUUCAGAUAACAUUGAAAAACUUUUUGCCUCUCAAAAGCCUCAAGAUUUACAUUGGGAGCGACUUCAACACGCUUAUCAACAACAGUUGGAUUCUAUGCAUCAGGACAUGAAUUCUGCCAAAGCUGCUUAUGCAAAGUUGAUUAAAGGACGAGAGGAUAUUAUAUCGGACAUGAUCUUGUUAAAUACAAAGAACGCAGAGCUUUCUCAAUUAAAUAAUGAUCUCUCAAGACGUGUCAUGGAAAAGGAACAGGAAGCAAAAGCCGUCUUUGCCGGCAUGAGCUUCCUUACGCCACCCGAAGAUAAACAACCGGAGAAGGUCAGCAGUAGCAGCAGUAGUACAAUUAGUGCCAAUACAGAAAAAAACAACAAUAACAAUCAUCGCAGAAACCUCUCUACUGGAUCCAUUGGGAUCAGUCAUAGCCAUUCCUUGUCAGAUAUCAAGAACGAUGGUACUAGUGUUGCCCCAAAAAUAGCACAGAGGGAUAGUUUUAAUGGUUCUGCCGCACCCAAGCUAUUUAAAUUUAGAAGAAACAGAAGCGGAUCCGGAAAGAAACCAAGUACCGAAAAAAUCAUUUCCAUUCCUUACGAAAGUAAUCAUAAUACAAGAUCUCUUGAGCCGGUCUCAGAAUCUUAUUUGAAAAAGGAGCCGGAAGGUGUGAAGGGAAAGCAUCAUUUUGCUCAAACAAAAUUCUUUAAACCCAUCAAGUGUGAAGCUUGUGGUGAAAAAAUGUGGCGAGUAAGUGAAUUGAAGUGCUCUGAGUGUGGUGUAGUUUGUCACUCAAAAUGUGUGUAUAGCGUUCCCCAAGCCUGUAACAGAAAGUCUAGUUUGGAUUCGAAUAAAUCUGAUCCCGAUAGUGUUCGACACAUGUUUGGAAAUGAUCUGAUCAAGCAAAUACAAGCUGAAAAGAGCAAAAUACCUCUUGUUGUGGAAAAAUGCGUAGAAUCCGUAGAGUCCAGAGGCAUGGACUAUGAGGGUAUCUAUCGUAAAUCAGGUGGUGUGGGACAGAUGCGACAAAUUCAGCAAGCAUUUGAAAAAGGCGAAACACCCAACUUAAUUGAUGAAGAAAAGUGGAAUGAUAUUUGUGCCAUUACCAGUGUAUUGAAGCAAUAUUUCCGUGAGCUACCUAAUCCUCUCUUCACCUAUGAACUUCAUGCUAAAUUCAUUGAUGCUAUGAUGAUAGCAAAUAGUGCUGAUCAAUUACAGACAAUCACCCAGUUAAUACAAACUUUGCCCAUCGAAAACUUUAAUACACUAAAGUAUCUCAUGGAUCAUUUAUUCAGGAUCCAACAAAGAAACAAGGAGAAUCUCAUGACCUCCAAAAACUUGGCCGUGAUUUUCGGUCCUACAUUGUUACGAGACCAAGAUGAGAACCGAGAUUUAUUGGAGAUGAACCAUAAGAUUGGCACGAUUGAAUUUAUUUUGAACCAUAUGGAUACUGUAUUUGUGAUUGAAACCAUCAAACCCGCUAAUGAUCAUCGUCGUAUGCAUUUACCUCCGCUCCAACGAGGAGAGGACUUGAGCUCCAUCUUGGGCAAUUACCAAUUACGCAGCAACACGGAUGAACCUUCACCAGAUGUUGUGGCCGCUGUUCCUCCUAGACAAAAUGCAGGUUACAUUUAAUCUCUUACAAUGUGCAGAACAAAGUUGUAUAUAUUACCACCAGUCAUAUAGGAUAUCUUUCCCCUCCCCCACUCACCUACUCAUUUUGACCCAUGUUUACCGAACUAUGUUAAAUAAAAAUGCCCCUUUAUCAUAAUCGGAUUAUACAUAGG